This is a messenger RNA of Nymphaea colorata (pocket water lily), 3440 nucleotides long. Its product is annotated as probable ubiquitin-like-specific protease 2B. The transcript is spliced from 16 exons. Bases 175 to 3033 code for a protein of 952 amino acids. Gene Ontology annotation, molecular function: cysteine-type peptidase activity. The record is from RefSeq and is a predicted model, not a curated record. Gene Ontology annotation, biological process: proteolysis. NCBI's taxonomy places the organism in Eukaryota, Viridiplantae, Streptophyta, Magnoliopsida, Nymphaeales, Nymphaeaceae.
CGCCAUUUAACAGAGAGAGAGAGAGAGAGAGAGAGAGGUCCGCCAGGUAUUCGGGGUUACUUGUAGAUCACGGCGUUGGCUUUUCGGGUGCAUCCCGCUAGGAAGCCGGUCAAGAAUCGAUCUCCGGCUACUGACCUCCUUUCCCGCCAGAAAUUGCACCUCAGCCGUCCGCCGAUGAGGAGCGAGUCGCGGAAGGACCAGUCGGUCUUCGAUUUCAACGCCGAAGAUGACUCUACUGAGAUUGCAUCCAUCGAGAGGAUGCGGAAAUUCAAGGGCGGAGACAACCAUAGGGCGGAAGAUAGCCGUCUAUCGAAGUACGAUUUCCUCAGAUGUUUUUCAGGAGAUGCUUCUAGUCAUCAUUCAGAAAUAAGCAAUGUUGAUGCAUGUUCAUCAAGAAAGGGUGAAAAUGAAAUGAUGGAUAUUUCAACAUCAAGGGAUUGCAAAGGAUUGGACUAUGGUGGCCAAGUUGCUUAUGAGCAUGAAAAAAUCUCGUCGAGGUGCUUUCAGACAAGGCUUUUAAAUCUUCAGGAAUUACGCGACAAGCAAUUGAACUGUUCCACUGCCAUGUUGGAGGAUCCGUCAUAUGAAGCUGCUGUUGAUAUGACUUCUGAUGAUGAUGAUGAUGAAUGCUCAACUGGAAGUCCUUUAUCAGUUUCUGUCUCUGAUUCUUCAGAAAAUGAAGGAGAACAUAGAUGCAUUGAUGGUUACUUCGAAAGGAAACAGAAAUGUCAAUUCUUUUUUGAGGAUGUCAAAAGUCAAGAGAUCAUUGUUUGUACUGAUUUCGUGCGCUAUGGAGAUAAGGUCUGUACAGAGACGUUGUUAAUAUUUAGGUCUGACUGCAUCAAAAUUGAGACAAUACGUACAAGUGAGUGUGAGCAAGAUCUUCACCUUGAAGUAGCAAUUCUUGAUGUCAAUUUCAUGGAGUGGUACUGGGUUCAAAGUGUUGCAACCGCUUAUUUUUUAGUUCAUGUAACUUCCACAGCUAAGGCAGAAAUAGAGAAAGUAUUAGGUACUAUAGGUCCUGCAAAGUUGGCAUUCGCAGUAAGUGAUCCUGGGUGGUUUGAGAAAGUACAGAUGAUUAUGUCUUUAUCUGAGAGAUAUGGAAAAAUAUCGAAGCUUGAUUAUGACUGCCUUGAUCUUAGCAAUGAAAUGAUUAGAGAAAUUGAUGAGUUUGUAAGUGAGAAAACUAUGUUUGGUGCUAACGGGUUCUCAAAUGGUAGGAUAUCUGAGUCCUUUGAAGAACUUGUUUUCCCCAAAGGAGAUUCUGAUGCUGUUUCUAUUAGUAAGAGAGAUGUUGAGCUAUUACAGCCAGAUACAUUUAUCAAUGACACAAUAAUUGACUUCUAUAUCAAGUAUCUGGAAUCCAAACUCCUGCCUGAAGACAAGGACCGAUUUCACUUCUUUAACAGUUUCUUCUUUCGGAAGUUGGCAGAUCUGGACAAAAAUCCUGGAAGUGCCUUUGAAGGCAAAGUGGCUUUUCAGCGUGUCAGGAAGUGGACACGUAAGGUUGACAUUUUUAGAAAGGAUUACCUUUUUAUACCGGUGAACUUCAAUCUCCAUUGGAGCUUGAUAGUUGUUUGUCAUCCUGGGGAAGCAGCUUUCUUCAAAGAUGGAAAAGUCAAUGAGAAUGAGAAGGUGCCUUGCAUCUUGCAUAUGGAUUCAAUUAAGGGAAGUCAUGUUGGCUUGAAAGAUCUAGUGCAAAGUUAUCUGUGGGAGGAAUGGAAGGAGAGGCACAUGGAUGCGAAGGAAGCUGCUGAAAAUGAUGUUUUGAGAUUUUCAGAUAUGCGGUUUGUUCCAUUAGAGUUACCGCAACAGGAGAAUUCAUUUGAUUGUGGCCUUUUCUUGCUGCAUUACGUGGAGUUGUUUCUGAAGGAGGCUCCUCUGACUUUUAAUCCUUUCAGUAUAAAGAAGUUCUCGAUCUUUCUUAACAAGGGUUGGUUUCCACCAGCUGAGGCUUCUCUCAAGCGUCUUUUCAUUCAAAAGCUAAUCUAUGAACUUCUUGAGGGUCAACCUUGUACAAACUGCUCCACCAUUGCAAAUGAUUGCCUUGAAGUUGCAAAGUUGCCUGAGGAGGAUUCUGAGAAUGACCUAACUGUAGAAUUGGCAUCUGAUAGAUGUAACCCUGCAGGGUUGUCUCUUGGGCGUUCGCUUGGUUCUGAUGUUGAUAGCGGAGGUGUCUCCGAGUUGUUGGAGUCCUCAACUUUUGCCUGUGCUCAAAAUGUUAAAGGUCUAUCCUAUGGGGAGGUUUUGGCAGCAGCACAUGUUGGUUCAUCUUGUGCAGAUGGGCAGUCACAUUCUUUCCAGCAUGCUAUCAACGUGCAGCAACUUGGCUGUAUUAUGAUGCCUAAUGAGAAUGAAACAGAUGUAGACUUACUUGGUACCACAUACUUGUCUACUGAAGAAGCCAACGGUGAGCCGGAAUCAUGUACAUUCUCCAGCGAAUCAAAGAGAAAUAGCUUCUUUGAGCCAGCUGCCAGUGAACUUUGCAGCACAAGUGGUCAGUGUUCAAUGCAACCUAAACCUUGUGCUGAUCGGUCUGUUUCAUGUGAAUCAAGUUCUGGUUCCCAGCCAAAACACGAUUUGUUAGAAGGAAACUUUAGUGAGAAGCCACAGACUGAUCAAGAAACUGACCACCCUCAACUCAUCGAUAGACUGGCAGACAAGCCAAAUUGUGAGUCAUCCGGAAAUGGUGAAUCUACAAGUGCAGAUGAAAGCACAAUUCCGGAAAGCAAAGAGAACGCAGAGUCUUUUGUCUCGUGCCAAGAAAAUCUCCCGUUUUCAUCCACUGGGGUUACUGAACCUUCAGAAAUGGAGAAGGGAUCUCCAUGUGUGAAAGAGGGGGCUGAGAUUGAGCCUGGCGACAAUGUGGUAUCAGUUGAUAUUUGUAACCAUUCAAGUGUGUCUGCUGCAGAUGGGCAAGAGGCCAUGGAUCUCGCUGAAGAUUACCGUGUCCAUCAGCCACAUCAUAAGCGGAUGAAGCUCAUGACUGAAAGGCGAAAUACAAGGAACAUGGGAUGCACGCCAGAGCUAUAAAUCAUUGAAAGCCUGCUGACUUUGCCAUGGAAGUUGCGUGGACAUUCCUAUCUUGACUACCAUCAUUGAGCAUUACCAGUGCAGCUCCAGGGAGUGCAUCUGUAGUCUGUUUUUGUUUUCCUAUGAUUGUAUUGUAAAAAUGUCUUCUGAAUAGCAGCUAUUGAAUAGUUGAUGGGAGAUCAUGUGUCCCCCUGCUGUGAAAUAGUCUAGAAAAAUAGGAGCCCAUUUCAAUUGGUACCCGGUAGCAUCGUCACAAAAACAGAUCAGGUAGAAGAUUAUGUGUAAGAAGUUUGGCAUAGUGGUUACCCCUACUGAAUUUUGGUACUCAAAUUUCUUCAAUGAUUGUCAAAUCUCCUGGCGGGUGACCUUGUGAAGUGAAAUAUCAUUAAUAUCGCACUUUUUAGAUG